UAGCAAGCGAUCUUGCGGUGUCAUAUAAAACUGAACUGUCCAAAAAAUAAAAAAGAUCGACAACCCCAUAUACAUAAAUAAGCGUACUCAUCGAUCGUCGUGUGUUGUUUUUUCAUAUGAUUACAUCAACAUCAUGAUUGAUAUGGUAACCUAAUUAAACCCUCCUCUCCUUCAUUUCACAACCCUCCCUUUCCUUACCAUCUUCAAUUUCUUCUUCUUCUUCUUUUGCAUGACAAUUUUGCCUCACUCAAACAACAAAUCAUCAAAUCAUAAGUUCAUAGCACACCAAAAUUAUAUGGCCUCGGAAACCCACCAUCAUGUGCAAGGCCUAACACCCGAGGAACUAACCAAACUCGAACCCAUCAUAAAAAAAUACCACUUAUUCGAACAAUCUCCCAACACAUGUUUUUCCAUAAUAACAUACAGGAUCGAAGCGCCGGCGAAAGCCGUGUGGCCCUUCGUCCGGAGCUUUGACAACCCUCAGAAGUACAAACACUUCAUCAAAGGGUGCAACAUGAGAGGGGACGGUGGCGUUGGAAGCAUAAGGGAAGUAACCGUGGUUUCGGGCCUCCCGGCGUCGACCAGCACCGAGAGGCUCGAGAUUUUGGACGAUGACAAACACGUCCUAAGCUUUAGGGUCGUUGGGGGCGAGCACCGACUCAAAAACUAUCGUUCAGUCACAUCCGUUAACGAGUUUAACAAAGAGGGUAAGGUUUAUACUAUUGUAUUGGAAUCUUAUAUCGUAGAUAUACCUGAAGGGAAUACGGAGGAAGAUACCAAGAUGUUUGUUGACACCGUAGUGAAACUCAAUCUUCAAAAACUUGGGGUCGUGGCCAUGGCUUCAUCAAUGCAUGGACAAUAACAACAACAAUGAAUGGAGAAGUUCUAUGGUACCAUCCGACAUUUAAGGAUUUUGGUAUUGUUCUUGAGAAACUUUUCUAUUUCUUUCCUUAACAUGUUCAAACUCAUUCAUUUACUGGCGCAAGAAAUAUAUACGUGUACCGAAAUUCUUAGAUUUCUUUUUGGUAUCAUAGCAAUUUAUUUCUCUAUUGAAUGAAUCUUUAGGAACUGGAGUAGGUUAAUUAAAAUGUGUAUGUUUUCAUGUUUGUACGAAUUCUAUGUACCAAAUUGGAGAAACAAACACGCACUUGGACUCUCUUCGUCCAUUGAUGAUUAGUAAUAUACUAAUAGUGCAUGGUGGUGCCUUGGAAUAUAAUUUCCAUUGUUUCUUAUUCCUUUCUUGAUAGUCUUCAUUAUAAGAAUAUAUAGUUUAUUUAUUUUUGUUAUUAGAGCGUUUGGCUAGACAGUUGGGUUUUGAUUUGUAUAUGUUGCACUAAUUAAUUAGUUAUAUAUAUAUGUAUGAUAUGUGGUGCCA
Glycine soja is the source of this 1375-nucleotide messenger RNA. RefSeq names its product abscisic acid receptor PYL2-like. Gene Ontology annotation, cellular component: cytoplasm; nucleus. Bases 230 to 862 code for a protein of 210 amino acids. Gene Ontology annotation, molecular function: protein phosphatase inhibitor activity; signaling receptor activity; abscisic acid binding. Gene Ontology annotation, biological process: abscisic acid-activated signaling pathway. Lineage: Eukaryota; Viridiplantae; Streptophyta; Magnoliopsida; Fabales; Fabaceae. The transcript has a single exon. The record is from RefSeq and is a predicted model, not a curated record.